Molecule: messenger RNA, 756 nt
Organism: Penicillium olsonii
Lineage: Eukaryota; Fungi; Ascomycota; Eurotiomycetes; Eurotiales; Aspergillaceae
Source: the annotation of a GenBank genome assembly
AUGGAAGCUACCAACGGUCAUAGCAAGGCCUGCUGCAACGUUCCGCCUGUUGUCAGCUCUGACUAUGUGGCUAAGGGCUCGUACAGCGAGCUCGGAGGAUUGAAGACUUAUGCCACCGGACCCGAGAACGCCAUAAAGGGAAUCGUCAUCAUUUCCGACAUCUUCGGAUACUCCGACCAGGCCCUACAGGGUGCCGAUAUCCUCGCGACCAGCCAUCGUCAGCAGCAUAAGGCCUUCAUUCCGGACUGGUUUGAUGGCAGUCCCUGCCCCUCGGAAUGGUUCCCACCCGAUACCGAGCAAAAGCAAAAAGAUCUAGGUGAAUGGUUUGGUAAAAACAUGCCCCAGGGUCCUGCCGCUGCUUUGCCCGAGUAUGUUGCGGCCCUCAAGGCUGCCAACCCAUCAAUUGAGUCGUGGGCUCUUGUCGGCUUCUGCUGGGGUGGUAAAGUUGCCGAAAUCAUCACCUCCGGAGAAAGCCCGUUCGCAAUUGCUGCUACCUGCCACCCGGCUAUGAUCGAUCCAUCUGGAGCAGAAGGAAUCUCGGUUCCAUACAUGCUUCUGGCAUCUGGCGAAGACCCUGCUGAAGACGUGAAGAAGUUUGAGAGCAACUUGAAGGUACCGCAUCAUGUGGAAACCUUUGCAGACCAGGUCCAUGGUUGGAUGGCGGCUCGGGCUGAUUUGUCGGACUCGCAUAUUCGUGACGAGUAUGCCCGUGGAUACAAGGCCGUUUUGGACUUUUUCGAGAAGCACUGGCUUUGA